CAAAUUCAAAGUCUUCAGUGAAACUUAUGACAAAAUGAAAGAAACCGAAAAAUGGAUUUUAUCUACUGGCACUUGCGUAGAAGACGCUAUCUACGAUUAUUGCAUAAACCUUAAUGAAGAGAUCCUGCUACAUUCAUGGGUUAUAGAUUUGGAAGACACUGAUGCUGAAAAAUUAUUCACCGAACCCGAAUGGACUGAAAUAAAAAAUUCGAUUCAAGUAUUACCAAAGGUUGACGAAGAUUUCGCGAAGUAUCUGCAGCGUUUUUCGAAUAUAAAGUCAAGUGAAGAGUUAAGAAAUUUUUUGGAAACAACUUCAUACAAAAGCAAUGAAAUACCAUACGACAGAGAAACCCAUUACGACUUUGAAUGGGUCGAAUUGGUCAUGAAAAAAUUUUUAACAGAAUACGAAGAUAACAAUAAACCCUUGCAAAGGUCACAUUUAGAAGGGUGGUAUGAUGUCAACAUAUGGUCACUUAUAGUAGAUCAUGGUUUAAAAAAUAUUCACGAUCUGGAGAUCGUAAGGAAAGAAUCCAACUGUAAGUCUUCAUCGGUAAAAAUUAAUCAAAGCCGUUCAAAGAAACGUCAUAAAAAAAUGACGAGAAAAAGAAUUGGCCCAAAAUUGGAUGGGGUGUUCAGGAUGUACGGAGAAAUGGAAUAUGGGGCGAUUGAAGUUGGAAAGGACUUCGACCAAACCAAAUUACUUUCCGACAAUUUUAAAUUAGAAAAGGUUUUAAAGGACAUGCACGUUCAACUAUGUCAAAAAAAUAAUUCUCGAAAAUUAAGGGUUCCAGGAAUACUUCAUCUGGGAUUAAAGAUGCAAUCCAUGCAUCUAUCUAAUCCUAAAGGAUACAUAUCCAUAAUUAAACGAGAAAAUAUUCAUGAAGUUCCUUCAAGUGUUGAAAGGUUAAAGGACAUGCUAAAACUCUUAGCGAAUAUUUGGCUUGUUAAAGCAAUCAUACUAGAGUGCAUCACAAUUGUUAAUGCGAGAAAUGAUAAUUCAGGUUUUUUGAGAGAAAUAAUCAACAUUGGAAAUCAAGGAGAAACGAGGGGGAUAAUUCCACCAUGGUC
Molecule: messenger RNA, 1068 nt
Organism: Dentiscutata erythropus
Lineage: Eukaryota; Fungi; Glomeromycota; Glomeromycetes; Diversisporales; Gigasporaceae
Source: the annotation of a GenBank genome assembly